AUGAGUCGUAUUAAAUUUUUUAAGGUUGCAUAUUCAAAGAAAGAUGGUCGACUAGUUAAUGAUGUUGUUGCACAAGCCUUGUCAGACAUGGAUGAACUUCCAUCACAAAUGUCAGAUGAAGUUUUCACUCAAGUCAUGGGACCAGAGCGACCAGGAUGUGUUAGAACAUAUGGUUUUGGACCAUCUCCGAGAUAUGUGUUUGGACGUAAAAAAUCAGAAGAGAUGCAAGCAAUGCAGUCCCAACUAGAUGAGGAAUUGAGUAGACAUAAGGCAGAGCGUUAG
This is a messenger RNA of Ilex paraguariensis (yerba mate), 282 nucleotides long. The record is from the annotation of a GenBank genome assembly. NCBI's taxonomy places the organism in Eukaryota, Viridiplantae, Streptophyta, Magnoliopsida, Aquifoliales, Aquifoliaceae.